Messenger RNA from Leishmania mexicana MHOM/GT/2001/U1103, 2256 nucleotides. RefSeq lists its product as hypothetical. Lineage: Eukaryota; Euglenozoa; Kinetoplastea; Trypanosomatida; Trypanosomatidae. The record is from RefSeq and is a predicted model, not a curated record. The transcript has a single exon. The coding region runs from base 1 to 2256 and encodes 751 amino acids.
AUGGCGUACCGCCACGGCUCGCACCCCUGCCAUGGCUUCGAUGAGCUCGCUGCAGCCCCUGGUGGGCGGCAGUGCUCUGUGUGCAAGGCGCUCUCCGACGGUUCGGAUGUGCGCUGGUUUGGCUGCGUGGCGUCUCCGUGCGAGUUCCUGCUGUGUGAGAAGUGCUUUUCAGUGCAGGAAGAGCUUCUGGCACAGCCGCAGGUGGUAAUCCGCAACCCCAUGCUUGACUACGACGACGGCAGGGCGGCAGUGCACACUCGACCUCGCGAAAAGAGCUACUGUCUCUCGCCACUCUAUGCGGGACGACUACUGCGGGUGGUGAGCACCGCCGUUGACGCGUCCGACCCUUCGAGAGAAUACUACCGUAUUGCGUCCGGUGGGUGGAUCAACCGGUCGCACGUUGUUUGUGUGCACCCCCACCCCAGCCCUAGCAUGCAGCUGCUUUCCGAGGUGCACCUCAACAACCGCAAACUCGGUGCUGAUAUCGCGAGUGGUGCGGUGAGCAUCAACGUGCUGUACGAUUUGCUGCAAGAGUGCAUGCAGACAAUUGACGAGAACGAGGCUUACGGUAUUGUGAUGAGCGCGCUCGUCAUGUACCCGCUCUUGUCUACGCUGGAAAUUCAUUGCUGCCACUUCCGCACCGCGCCGGAUCCGCUACCGCUGGUAGAGUACGUUCACUUUGUGCUGCAUUUUGUGCUCACAAAGUUGGUUGAGCGCAUGGACAUGGAGGAGGUUCAAUUUGUCUUCAAACUCGUGGAUGGCGCGAUGGCGUUCCUCUUUGGCGACGUGCUCGCUCGAUGCCUCUGCGCCGCCUACCACCUCGCCUGCACCUGGAAGGUGCGGCUGCCGUCCUCCUUUGCAUACCUAGUCUCCCGUGCGCUCGCUGCCAUGAACCGCCUCCUGCGUUUGCUCCCGGAGGAGGCGUCGGAGCAGCCACCCGUCCUCUGCGCACCUGCCGUGACCGUGAUUCAUCACAGCAAGAGCGUUGAGCGGCAGCGACUCGGCCGUCUCUUCCUCACCAUGACGGACAUGGGUAGCUGCUUGCUGCAACACUGCAUCCGCGAGACUCGCCUAGUCCUCGAUGUGCUGCAGCCCAUCCGCGAUCAGCUGUGCGGUGACCACAAGCAUCACCUGUCCAAGGUCUUCUGUGAGGCGCUGGCCACGAUGGCAGAGGUGGACCUGCUGCGCGUGCAGCGCACCUACCUCCACCUCGACGCCCUCGAGGUAUUGGGCGGCCUGGCCGCCAACACGUGCCUGGCCGAGUCUCAGAUAGCUGUUUUCCGCGUCUCGCAGUACCUAGCCAAACAGUGUCCGCACAGCAUCGCGAUGCUCAGCGCCGUUCUCUUAGAUAAGCUGCUCAAGAUGCUCUCUGAAACGCAGAGCCCCGCCGUCUACGUGGAGGCGAUGACGUGCUUUUAUGAAAUGGCCUUCAACGACCCCCGCAUCCGCGGCACUGAGGCUGGUGCGAGUGAGACACCGCAGCCCCAACCACACACCUGCACGGCACAAGCCGGUACCACUGGCGACGCACCACAGAAAAAGGCCAGCACCCCCUACCAGUUGCUGUGUAUGUACCGCCUGCCCUUCAGCGGUGUCUUGGUGCCGCUGUGCUCGUACUGCUCUGCGCAUCACCCGCCCAGCGGUGGUGACCUCGUGGAGCGCCCGCAGUACGCGUACUUCCACUGUGACUGCCACCACUGCGCCACCGAGGCCACGCGGAGCGCUGUUCGAGUACCGCCGUUGCCGAUAAUCCCGCAGACGACCGCACUGAACAUACUGGAGGAGCAUCUGCCCAACAAGGUGCUUUCCCUCUCCACCUAUCUGCAGAUACCGCAGGCCUUGAACGCGCUUGGUCGGCUUCUCCUCCGCGUACCGCCGCAGGACGAGGUUCUGGUGCGGAUGAUCGAGGAGCUCGUGCGCUACCCCUCUCUUGAGUCCGUGCCCUACGCUGCCCUUGUGGUGAAGGCGAAUAUGCACCUGCCCGCAGUGCAGCAGUGCUUGGCUCGGUUCGCCAACACAGAGCUGAGUCGGUACGUCCACGGCGUCUUCGAAGUGACCACCCCGGCCAAGAACUACGUAGACGAGACACCGGCGAAGAGCCAUCAGCGCAGUGAGCUCGGUCUCUCCGCCUCACCCUACACGAACUCCACUGUGCAGAGCGGGUCGAUGUACGAUAUGCGCGGCGGCCUCUCCUGCUCGUGUGACGGCACCCGUGGGGUCCAGCUCUUCGGCGCUGGCGCCUCCGUAGAGGAGUAG